Messenger RNA from Saccostrea echinata, 714 nucleotides. RefSeq names its product C-type lectin BJcuL-like. The record is from RefSeq and is a predicted model, not a curated record. The coding region runs from base 1 to 714 and encodes 237 amino acids. NCBI's taxonomy places the organism in Eukaryota, Metazoa, Mollusca, Bivalvia, Ostreida, Ostreidae. The transcript is spliced from 4 exons.
AUGCAAGGAUUGGAACAUAUAACGGUUUUAGGAGUGUUCUUCCAAAGCGUUGGAUGUGAACAAAUUUGGAAAAGAGAUGUAAGAUUUGAUGAUAAAGUAUUUCUCAGUGAAUCUAAUGUGAAAAGCAAACCAUUAUAUGUACUAUCUGUUAUGUCGUGUGGAAGAUUGUGUAAGAAGAAUGGAACAUCACCUGCAUUUUCGCACAUAGAAGACAAAUGCUACUGUUACAGUAAUAGGACAGACGGGCAAUCCUUCACAUUUCUGGAAGGGGCUCAGUAUUAUUUCCUAUCAGAUGAUUACUUUUUUCUAUCAGAUGAAAAGAAUUGCAAAGAUCACAACUACCAAUAUCUGUCUGAAAUCAGGGUUUGUUAUAAAGAUUACAAUGACAGCAAGAUCUGGCAGGAUGCCAAUAAGAAAUGCAGAUCAGACGGAGGCCAUCUAAUUAUGCUUGACACUGUGGGAAAGCUCUCUGUUUUUCAAAAUAUCAUUCCUAAAAACGUAUAUUACUGGGUUGGAUUGGAGGACAUGGACCAAGAUGGCACCUGGAUCUGGACAAAAAGUACCAGCAAAGAUUUCGAUCGGAAACUAUGGUUCCCCGGAGAGCCAAAUGGAAAUGAAUUCUGUGGAAUGGUGCAAUACCUCCCAUCUGACCCCCGAGCUGGAAUAUUUGACCUCAUUUGCGACAGCCCAUCGAGAUUCAUAUGCGAAAUGUGA